Zingiber officinale is the source of this 1369-nucleotide messenger RNA. RefSeq names its product malate dehydrogenase, mitochondrial-like. The record is from RefSeq and is a predicted model, not a curated record. Gene Ontology annotation, biological process: malate metabolic process; tricarboxylic acid cycle. Gene Ontology annotation, molecular function: L-malate dehydrogenase (NAD+) activity. Lineage: Eukaryota; Viridiplantae; Streptophyta; Magnoliopsida; Zingiberales; Zingiberaceae. The coding region runs from base 70 to 1110 and encodes 346 amino acids. Gene Ontology annotation, cellular component: cytoplasm; mitochondrion. The transcript is spliced from 7 exons.
CCAUCCAUCCACGCAUUUGCGUUCCGCUGCGGUGAGUGGAUCUCUGUCUCUCUUACUACAUCGGAGACGAUGAGGAGCUUCCUGGUUAGAUCUGUCGAGUCAGCGCUCAGACGUGGCGGAGCCUCCUAUGGCCGCCGCCUCUUCUCCUCCGACGCCGCCCCUGAGCGCAAGGUCGCGAUCCUCGGAGCUGCUGGUGGUAUCGGCCAGCCCCUCGCCCUCCUCAUGAAGCUCAAUCCCCUCGUCUCCAGCCUCUCCCUCUACGAUAUCGCUGGCACCCCCGGCGUCGCCGCCGAUGUCAGCCACAUCAACACUCGCGCCCAAGUGGCGGGCUAUGCGUGUGAGGAUCAGCUUGGCACGGCUCUUGAGGGUUCCGAUGUCGUGAUCAUCCCCGCUGGUGUGCCGCGGAAACCCGGCAUGACUCGCGAUGAUCUCUUCAAAAUCAACGCUGGCAUCGUCAAGUCUCUCUGCACCGCCAUAGCCAAGUACUGUCCUAACGCUGUUGUUAAUAUGAUAAGCAACCCAGUGAAUUCAACUGUACCUAUUGCGUCUGAGGUGUUCAAGAAGGCAGGAACAUACGAUGAGAAAAAACUGUUCGGCGUUACCACUCUUGAUGUUGUCAGGGCUAAAACCUUCUAUGCUGGGAAAGCUAAGGUUCCGGUGGCUGAUGUUAAUGUUCCGGUUGUCGGUGGGCAUGCUGGCAUAACAAUCUUGCCUCUGUUCUCUCAGGCAACUCCUGUUAGUAAUGAUUUGUCUCACGAGGAUAUCAAGGCUCUUACCAAAAGGACCCAGGAUGGUGGGACGGAGGUUGUGGAGGCAAAAGCUGGAAAAGGCUCAGCAACUUUGUCAAUGGCAUAUGCAGGAGCCAUUUUUGCAGAUGCGUGCUUGAAGGGUCUUAAUGGAGCUCCGGACAUUGUUGAGUGUUCAUUUGUGCAAUCAAGUGUUACCGAGCUGCCAUUUUUUGCAUCUAAGGUGAAGCUGGGGAAGAAUGGAGUGGAGGAAGUUUUUGGACUUGGCUCUCUGUCUGAUUACGAGAAAGAGGGCUUGGAAAAUCUGAAGCCUGAACUAAAAGCCUCAAUCGAAAAGGGUAUUAAGUUCGCACAGGAAAAUUAAGCAUUAAGUUCCCAGUUUCACAAAAAUUUUGCUGUUGCAAGUGGAGGGGUCAGCGACUCAGCAUCUCAAUUCCAGCUUUGGUACUUGUUUUAAUAAAUUGUUUCCAGAGGCACAGUCAAAUCUAUCAUUCACAAAUUGUUCUAUAUGAUUGGUUAGGUCCAAUCCAUACUGCGUAAUUUUCUAUUGUUUUUGUCACUAAGAAAAUCUAAUUGAUUGUUUAAUAAAAUUAAUUAGCAUGCUCUGAUUAGCUCGUGUAAAA